This is a messenger RNA of Papilio machaon (common yellow swallowtail), 2217 nucleotides long. RefSeq lists its product as uncharacterized. The record is from RefSeq and is a predicted model, not a curated record. Gene Ontology annotation, molecular function: nucleic acid binding; zinc ion binding. Bases 1 to 2217 code for a protein of 738 amino acids. The transcript has a single exon. Lineage: Eukaryota; Metazoa; Arthropoda; Insecta; Lepidoptera; Papilionidae.
AUGGCAACCUUAAAAACAGACAUACCCCAGGAGGGUACCUCCGGCAUUGCCGGAGGAGAAUCCCUCCCCGCGGCCUCGGCCGCGGGCUGCCCCUCGUAUUCUGGGGGGGGCAAAGAGUGCUAUGGAUUCACAACGACCUUGGAAACGGAAAUGGAUAUUGAAGCAAGCGGAAACAACAUAGAUUUAAGUGAGGAAAUUAGCGGAGACUCGAGCACACAGACGCAGAGUGGGAGUGGUCAGUGGCUUGAAUCUCUCGUAGAUACCGGGCGCACGCUGAGGGUCAUGCUGACGCGCUGCGACUCGUUUGGAUUGGACAGGGGCGCUACGGCGUCCAAUACCGAUUUUGACUCGGACUCUUCGGCCGCCAGCUACAUGUCGGUCGUGUCCGGAGAGUCCAACAGAAGGGCCUACCUCAAAAGAGGAAGGGGCCCUUCUGACCCGGAGGAGACAAAUGGUGCUGCUCCCGCUAAGGGGGCGGCCCAUAAAUCAAAACGUGGACGGGGCCGGCCCCUCAAUACGAAGUCAGCCGAGGACGAGGUGGCCGCAGCGCUGCGCACAGCGAGAGAGGCAAGGGCCUCUAUACCAUCCGGCCCGGCUCACCUCUCGCUGGUGGAAACCGAGGAGGACCAGACGAGUGUUGCCCUCAACAAAUGCGUUGAGGCAUCACUCAAAACGAUACUGGACGUGGCAACCAAGUCCACCAACAUAAAGGGGACACUGGUGAAAGCGCUGAAGGAGGCGGCGGCAAACAUCAAGGCCGCCGUCUCUCAGCUAAGAGAGCGGACGAUGUCGGAGGAGGUGUCGCGGCUGGAAGCAGCAAACGCGCGCCUCCAAAGAGACAUGGAGGAGCUAAGGCGCGAACUCAAGGACAUCGACAAGCGCCGACCUGCCCAGCCUGGCGAAGCAGAUAUCCGGCAGCUGCUGGAUGAAGUAUCGCGUGCCAACGUGGAAAAGUUUGGCACCAUACUCAACGCCAGGCUGGCAGGACUAGAGGAUCGUCUCCUCCCCGAACCGCGGCGCCGGCCCCCGCUGGCGGCGGACAGGAGAGAGGAAGAUGUCGCCGCCCCCGCUUCGCUCCAUAAGGCGAAAAAGGGGGCGACGAAGAAGGGACCAACGAAAGAGCCCCUGCCCACAACAUCGGGCACCGGGGCCCAGGAUCGGGCGACAACUUCGGCGGCGGCCCCAGGCGAGGCUCCGCCCAAAAAGAAAAAGAAGAAGAAGAAGAAGAAGCAGCCGAGCCUGGCCGCUAAAGAGGCCGCACAGGCAAGGGACAAGUCUGCCCCUACGCCCGCCGAAGCCCCGUGGACUACGGUAGUGUCCCGCGGGGCUAAGAAAGCGGCCAAGAAGGCGUCCAAGGGGCCGGACAAGACUCGCCCCCCCGAAAGACCGAAGGCAAAACUACGGGCCCCAAAGACCUCGGCGGUCACCCUCACUCUCGCUCCGGGAGCAGAGGAGAGUGGCACCACGUAUGCCACGGUCUUAGCCGAGGCGAAGAGCCGCAUAAACCUCGCGGAACUCGGCAUCGCCGACGUUAAGUUCCGCAGGGCGGCCACGGGCGCCCGAAUGUUAGAGGUGGGGGGCGAUGCAGCCCCGGAAAAGGCCGACUCUCUGGCCGCUAAGCUCAGGGAGGUGCUCGGCCCGGAGAAGGUCAGGAUCGGCCGGCCGGUGAAAUGCGCAGAAGUGCGCAUCACUGGCCUCGACGACUCUGUCACCGCGGCCGAGGUCGUGGAGUCAGUGGCCAGAGAGGGAGGCUGCGCGGCCGACUCUAUAAGGUCGGGCAAGCUCGCCUUCGGCCCGAGGGGGGAUGGCUCCCUCUGGCUGAGCGUGCCGGUGGCGGCCGCCAAAAAGGUGACCGACGCUGGUCGCGUGAGGGUCGGCUGGACCUCGGCCAGAGUGGUGCUGCUCGCCCCGCGGCCGACGCGGUGCUUCCGCUGCCUCGAGACGGGGCACAUGGGUGCCAAGUGCCAGUGUGAGGUGGACCGCAGCAAGUUGUGUUUCCGCUGCGGAAAGCCGGAUCACCGGGCGCGAGACUGUUCGGCAGACCCGAACUGCCCCGUCUGUGAGGCGGCGGGCAAACCGGCGGGCCACUCGAUCGGCGGCGACGGCUGCGUCACCGCCGGACAGAAGUCGGCGCGCAAAGAGAGAGGUGCGCCUAAGCGAUGGCCUCGGCGCAAGGCCAAGAAGGCCGGAGUGGAGCGGAUGGACACCAGUUCGUAA